UUCAAACACAACCGUCGAACAGCCUCCUCAUCUCUUCCCUAACACCAUCAUUCUUCUCUUCGCCCUUCAGCCACCUCUAUUAUCAUCCUCACCAUCAACCCCUUCCGCAUUUUGAUCGAAGCUGUCGAGUGCCUUUGUUUGCUCGCCGCAUCUGCAUCUCCGCUACCGAGUUUUUUCCUCGACCGCACCUACUCGACUUUCCAAUUCUCGUUUCUGCUGCCGUCUGCCCCAGCCCUCAACCUCUCUCCCGCGCGUCUUCGACUCGACCCUCCACGCUCCUUACGAAUCCAUUUUCUCUGUACGAAGUACAGGUUUAACAUAUCUGCCUCCUCAGCGAUUGACGACGAACAAGCCCUUCCGUCUGAACCACGACUUUCUUUCGUUACCGCGCACAGGCUGGUCAGGAUACCCCCAAUCCAGGGGAUCUCCGUACAUUGCGGACCUUGGCCGGGCCCCGUUCAAAUCAUUCUUGCUACGACAGAGCAAUCGUGUCACUUGAUGGCUGCUUGCUCCUUUCCACACUGUAUGCUGUAGCGUGCAUACCUCAAGUCGAACUCUAGACUCUUUCGCUGUCUGUCAUAUUUCAUAGGGGGUGUUCAAGUGGUACGACCUUUGCAUUGUCCAAUCCAAGCCUCACAUUUGGCAACAUAUCCGGAGCUCGUCACAUAUUCGUUGAACAUCAAUUGCAUGAAACAAAAACAUAGUCGGAAGACAAUAUGAGAGAGGUCAACUUCAGCAUUCCCAAUGUCAACAAGGCCUCCGUCCACAUUACCCCCACCCUUUACGACCGCCGAGCUUUGGAUUGUACAUCAACUCUUCCCCUGAUCAACUCCCUGAACCACCUUGCUUACCUUACCACGUCCUCGGCUCGAAUCAGAGAUAUCCUCACAGUGGAUGGCGGAGUUGAACGUCUAGUAUGCAUAUUAAAGGAGGGUAGGAGCAAGGAUGAAAUGCACAUGUGGAAGUGGAACCUUGCGUUCCAGUGCAUUGUCAACAUAGGCGUUCGAGGUUCAGAGGUUGUCCGCACCCGCGUUGUGGAAGCAGACAUGGUACCUGUGAUUGCCACUAUUCUAUGGGACUACAUACUGGUGAUUGAAAUGGAAAAAGCAAAGGUUGACGCAGAGCAAGAAAAGCGCAACGGCUCGAAGCACGGUGGCAGUUCCAGAUCAAGAGCGUCUCGUGAGCUUGCGCAAGACCCUCUCUCCAGGACAUCUUUUCUCGAGCAUAUGAAUGCUGCGGCUGAUCAACGGUCCACCCGUCGGCAAGCACCUCCGCCUUCACUCGAUCUACCGCAGUCGUUUUCUCAAUCUUUCGGAGCCACAGAGACAGGCCCUGCUGGUGGUAACGCCGUCUCUCCUGGGGUCUUCACCUCACCCCCUGAACGCACUGUUUUCCCACGCCGCGACUUCCACCAUCAUGCCCGAGGCCAGGACAGCAGGGGAUCCUUCCACCGCCCCAUGAACAUCCAACCACCCGCAACUGCCGUUCCUGCUAUGGACGCAUCCGAUGGUUUUUCACUUCGUCCCGUACGUGAAGUCGAUCGGUUACCAUCGAUGCUCCCAGCCUUAAAUACCGGUGUGACUUCCCAUCCAGACUCUCCCACCACUCCCUCGGCGCCUAUUUCCCGUGGGCCGUUAUCUCCAGCCGGCCGCCGCAUACGCAGACCUUCUAUUCGCCAUCAAAACAGCACCUCGGCUGAUCCUGACGACGUUAUGCUGGACGAUGUAGCGGCUCCCGGCGAGGAUCUACUAGACGCCGAUGGUCAUCCUGCAGGACAGAGCAGAGCGCAAACCCGAGAUCCCAGCCCACAUGACCCUGAGGACCUGCCAGAACGACAACCUCUGAGCCUAACUAUUCCCCCUCAGCAGCUUCAAGAUAUCGACAAUGUUGAUAUUGCUCAGCAAACACCAACUGUUGCAGGCAUGACCAAUCCACUUGGUCCUGCAGCCCAUGAACCGAUCGGAGCAUCACCUAUACCCCCUCCGCCCGCCACUGCCGCUUCUCCAGCCAUACCCUUGAAUGCAUAUCCUAAUUUCUUCCUGAGAACCGCUACUGCCACAGCUUCAACAACUGCGUUGAUGCCACGAGACGAGGAUGUUUUGAUGGGCUUGCAAUUACUUGCUUACAUCUCGAAAUAUUGCUACCUUCGCCAUUACUUCCAGAAAACCCAUCUCGUCCCCAGGUUGCGGAUCGAUAGAGAGGUAGAGAAGAUCUACGGUCCUAUGCGUGGAUGUCCCCUCUUGCCAGAGCCAACCGAGGACGAAGAGGAAGAAUUUCUUCAACCUGAUGACUACAAUAUAUUUCCGUUGGUUGAGAAGUUCACCGUCCGCCACCACUCCAAGGAUAUGCAAUACUGGGCAUGCGUAGUUAUGCGCAAUUUGUGCAGAAAGGACGAUGCUAGGGGGGGCAUUCGACAGUGCGCCAACUAUCAAUGCGGCAAGUGGGAGGAAUAUACACGCCAGUUCGCAAAGUGCAGACGUUGUCGGCGAACUAAGUACUGCAGCAAGGAAUGCCAACGCGAAUCGUGGAGCAUGCACCGGCACUGGUGCCACCUGGAAAACGUUUACCUCAGCCGCCGAGCGAACCCUUGAACCGGAAUAAAAUGCAUAGCCAUGGAGUAUUGAUGAAUUAGUAUUGUCAGGCGUUGCGGAAACUUUAGGUAUCUAUCAGUCAGGGGUUUUGGGUUUUCAUUGUGGAAAAAAAAGGACAGAACACGGCACCUACUACGAAUUGAUGUAUAGCGCAUAGUGUUAUUGGAUGAAGUUCGAUGGCCCCUCGAGGUACAUAUUAUCGCCGUACAGGGUGGAUGACGGCUCAUGAGGCUACGGGUGGCGAAGGUGUUUUGGAUUGUUGACCUUCGAGAGUUGCUUUGUGCUAGGGCCGCCUUGAUCCUGAUAUGUCGCUAUUGAUUGUUAUUGACACAGAUGUGUAAUAUGACGAUGUCACCGCUGCACAAUAAUGAGAAGAGUUCACU
Messenger RNA from Exophiala oligosperma, 2974 nucleotides. RefSeq lists its product as uncharacterized. Gene Ontology annotation, cellular component: MUB1-RAD6-UBR2 ubiquitin ligase complex. The transcript has 2 exons. The record is from RefSeq and is a predicted model, not a curated record. The coding region runs from base 717 to 2591 and encodes 624 amino acids. Gene Ontology annotation, biological process: establishment or maintenance of cell polarity; ubiquitin-dependent protein catabolic process. NCBI's taxonomy places the organism in Eukaryota, Fungi, Ascomycota, Eurotiomycetes, Chaetothyriales, Herpotrichiellaceae.